This is a messenger RNA of Solea senegalensis (Senegalese sole), 3136 nucleotides long. Its product is annotated as serrate RNA effector molecule homolog. Gene Ontology annotation, molecular function: nucleic acid binding. The coding region runs from base 110 to 2845 and encodes 911 amino acids. Lineage: Eukaryota; Metazoa; Chordata; Actinopteri; Pleuronectiformes; Soleidae. Gene Ontology annotation, biological process: primary miRNA processing; mRNA processing. The transcript is spliced from 22 exons. Gene Ontology annotation, cellular component: nuclear body. The record is from RefSeq and is a predicted model, not a curated record.
GGCUGACCGGAAGCCUUGUUGUUUAGCAGCGCUCACGGGCUGGCGGUGAUAUUGCAGCGUUAGCUGCAGCACUAACUCCUCAGUGUGCGAACAGCGAAGUUUAAGUCCAAUGGGCGACAGUGAUGACGAGUUUGACAGGAGGAGGCGGGACAAGUUCCGUAGAGAGAGGAGCGACAUGGAGCGGUCGAGAGAGAGGGAGGAGAGGAGGAGGGACGACUGGCCCGACAGGGACUGGGACCGUGGCAGAGAGAGGAGAAGGGAUUACGACCGCGGACGCAGAGAGAGAUUUUCUCCACCCAGACACAUGAGUCCUCAACACAAACGCAUGAGGAGAGACUGGGACGACCACCGGGGAGAGCCGUACCGCUACGAUAUGCCCUACGGAGGAGGAGGUGGUGGAGGUGGUGGGGGAGGAGGAGGAGGAGGAGGAGGUGGAGGUGGAAUGCCCUUUCCUGGGGCAGGGCCUCAGGGCUGGCACCCCGACCUCCCCCACCUUCACCCUCACCAUGGAGGUCACCCGCUGCAGGGCAGGUUGGGGAUGGUCGACCCUGAUCUUCCUCCUGCUGGACCUCCCACCAUGAGGAGCUUCAAGGAGUUCCUGCUGAACAUGGAGGACAGUGUCGAUGAGACGGAGGCGGUGAAGCGCUACAACCAGUACAAGCUGGACUUCAGGCGGCAGCAGCUGCAGGACUUCUUCCUCCAGCACAAGGACCAAGAGUGGUUCCGCUCCAAGUACCACCCCGAUGACAUCACGGCCAGGAAGGCGGAGUCUCUGGCCGCCCUCAAGACGCGGCUCGGUGUCUUCCUCUUCCUGCUGGACAACAACUGGCUGGACAACAUGUCCCUGGACAUGGACCACGCCCCCGCCAUCAUCAAACUCCUGGACGCAGCCGUAAUAAAGAUGGAGGGAGGCACCGACUUUGACCUGCAGGUGCUGGAGGCGCCGUCUGCUCCUGCAGUGCUGGGCGGCGAUGUCACCGUUGGCGGCGCCAGCAGCAGCAGCGGUGGUGCCGGUGUCGGCGGCAGUGGCGGUGGUGUUGGAGUCACCGGAGCCGACAAGACUCGAGAAGAUUCCAGCGCAGGAAACGUCGGCGCUCAAAUGGACGCAGAGGCGACAGUGAGCCGGACAGAGGCGGCGACCGACAGAGAGACGGGCGAGACGAAAGACAGCGACAAGGAAUGUGAAGAGGAGACGAAGCAGAACGGAGCAAAGGAAGAAGAGGAAGAAGAGGAAGAUGAAGAAGAGGAGGAGGAGGAGAAAAAAGAGGUGGAGGAGAAGACGAAGAAAGGCAGGAAGAGGAAACGCAGCGUGUCAGCUGACAGCGGGGAGGGCAGUGCGUCCGACUCUGACUCCUCCCACUCUGACGGGGAGAAGGAGGAAGACGACGAAGAAGAGAAGGAGGAGGAGGACGACGAGAGAGAGAGAUACAAAGAGCGAGGGAAGGAACGCGAGAAGGAGGCACCGGCCAAGCCCCGCCCCCUCCACCUCACCACCUCCCUGUUCAUCCGGAGCAUCCCACCAGAGGUUUCCAAGGAGGAGAUCACUGCUCUCUGUCGCAGGUACCCAGGCUUCCUGCGGGUGGCGCUGUCAGACCCUCAGCCUGAGAGGAGGUUCUUUAGACGUUGCUGGGUGACGUUUGACCGCAGCGUGAACAUCAAGGAGACGUGCUGGAACCUCCAGAACAUCCGGCUCAGAGACUGUGAACUCUCUCCCGUGGUCAACAGAGAUCUGUGUCGACGCGUUCGCAACGUCAACGGCCUGACGCACCACAAACCGGUGGUGAGGAACGACAUCCGUCUGUCGGCGCGGCUCAUUCACAGUCUGGACCAGAGGGGGGAGCUGUGGGUCGGACAGAUCGAGACCAACCCCGUUCUGAAGAACAUCACAGAUUACCUGAUCGAGGAGGUGAGCGCUGAGGAGGAGGAGCUAACGGGAGCCUCGAGGAGUGGCGACGACGCGGGCGACGCCAAAGACCCCGCCUCCUCGUCUGAGGUUGCCGUGGAGACGGACGAGAAGCUGAUAAAGGUGCUGGACAGACUGCUGCUCUACCUGCGUCUCGUUCACUCUGUAGAUUAUUAUAACUUCUGUGAAUAUCCCGCCGAAGACGAGAUGCCCCAUCGCUGCGGCCUCGUCCACGUACGGGGCCCCCUACCUGUGGCCAAGAUCACUGCGACUGAAGUGAGUGAACACCAGCGGAUGUGCGAGGAGCGUCUGUCCCCUCUGCUGUCUCCGUCAGAGACGCUGAGCGAGGAAGAAGCCGCUCGCCUCGGGAAGAAAGACCCGGAACAAGAGGUGGAGAAGUUUCUGACGGCCAACACUCAGGAGCUCAGUAAAGACAAGUGGCUGUGUCCUCUGAGCGGGAAGAAGUUCAAGGCUCCAGAGUUUGUACGCAAACACAUCCUCAACAAACACGGGGACAAAGUCUCUGCCGUCCGACAGGAGGUUGAGUUCUUCAACAACUUCCUGCUGGACGCCAAGCGACCCGCCCUACCUGAGAACAAGCCCCUCCUACCACUAGUACAAGCCCCGCCCCCUGGUCUCCCGGGUAUCCCCGGGUUCCCUGGUCAGUCACCACAGCAGCAAAGCCUUCUGGGAUAUCCGCCUGGAGUCAGACCUCCCAUGCCCGGCUUCCCUGGUGGCGGACCCCCGUACCCCCCCAACCAGUUUGGCGUGGGUCGCGGUAACUAUGACAACUUCAGAGGUCAUUUAGGAGGAGGAGGGUUUCCUGGACAACAACAACAACCACAACAACCACAACGAAACAACAGGGGCGUGCGAGGCGACCCUCGGUCGAUCAUCGAGUACAGAGACCUCGACGCUCCAGAAGACCUCGACUUCUUCUGAACACCAUGAAGUCAAAACCACAGGAUGUUGUUUUUUCUUUUUUUUUUAUUAUUAACUUUUAUAUUCCUACAUUUCCCAGGAUUCCUCUCAUCGUCCUUCUGUCAUUGACUUGUCUUUUAUUCUAUAGUUUAGAUCACAAACUGUAGGUGUGCGAGUGUGUGUGUGAGAGAGAGCGUGUGUGUGUGUGUGUGUGUGUGUGUGUUUCAGGACCAACGUGACUGUCAGUCUUUCGUGAUGAAGAUGAUGAUGAUGAUGUGAUACUUUCCAAUAAAGAUCAGUAGAGGAAGAUGA